Molecule: messenger RNA, 855 nt
Organism: Mauremys reevesii (Reeves's turtle)
Lineage: Eukaryota; Metazoa; Chordata; Testudines; Geoemydidae
Gene: NDUFA12
Product: NADH:ubiquinone oxidoreductase subunit A12
Exons: 4
Coding region: 319-759 (146 amino acids)
Biological process (GO): response to oxidative stress; mitochondrial respiratory chain complex I assembly
Cellular component (GO): membrane
Source: RefSeq, a predicted model, not a curated record
CCGGGGCAAAGGCAGCCCCACCACGGCCUGGUUGCGGAUGGAUAAAGAUGAAUCUAGGGACUGAUACAAACAUUACCGUGAGCAAAGAGAGGCCUCAGCGGGCUCCCAGAGCGCCCAGCGCUGACGGGACGGGAGGGCGUAACCCCACCGGCCUAGAGCUGGGCGGCCCCGGCACCAGUCGCACCCAGCUGAGUCCGCAGCCCCGCCCGCCCGGAGGCGAGGCCCCGCCCACCCGGUGAGCUGAGGGGCGGGCGGCGCUGUCUGUGCGAGCCGGAACUGCCGGUUGCGGCUGAGCCCGGCCCGGCGGCGGCCGCCAAGAUGGCGGAGUACGUGCGUGUGCUGAGGCGGGCGCUGCAGGAGCUCUGGGGUCACGGCGGCCUCCGCGGCGCCUUCUGGAAGACAGUCAGGGUCAACGAUUUGAAGGUCGGUACUCUAGUAGGUGUUGACAAAUAUGGAAACAAAUACUAUGAAGACAAAAAGAAUUUUUUUGGUCGACAUAGAUGGGUUGACUAUACUACUGAAAUGAAUGGCAAAAAUACAUACUGGGAAGUGGAUGGAAGCAUGGUGCCACCGGAAUGGCAUCGUUGGCUUCACUGCAUGACUGAAGACCCUCCAACUACUCAUCCACCAGAGGCUCGUAAAUUCAUUUGGAAGAACCACAAAUUCAAUCAGAGUGGCACUCCUGAGCAGUAUGUCCCUUUCUCUACAACACGUAAAAAGAUACAGGAGUGGAUCCCACCUACAACCGCUAACAAAUAAUUGAAAAGCCUGACUUGCCUAAAACUAGGUUCUCAAUGUAAACUGUACCUUCAUUGUUUGGUUGGUUUAAAAUAAAAGCCUCUGACAAAAGUAAAA